This is a messenger RNA of Cygnus olor (mute swan), 3713 nucleotides long. RefSeq names its product X-ray radiation resistance associated 1 (gene XRRA1). Gene Ontology annotation, cellular component: nucleus. The transcript is spliced from 18 exons. Gene Ontology annotation, molecular function: protein binding. The record is from RefSeq and is a predicted model, not a curated record. Lineage: Eukaryota; Metazoa; Chordata; Aves; Anseriformes; Anatidae. Bases 1 to 2388 code for a protein of 795 amino acids.
AUGGCGACGGCGCGGCGAGGGGAGGGGGAGAAGAUGGCGGGCGCGGCGCGGAGGCUGAGGGGGGGGAGGGGGAAGAGGGCGGGCGGCGCCUGGUCUGCGGGGAAUACUGCAGUCGAGAUGGCUACAACCGGACUCUAUAAAAUGGGUGAUGGAAGCAAUUAUGCCACUAACUGCUUUCCUGCCAGAAACAUUUUGCACAACAGUAAAGAAGGGGCUGGGCGCUGGCUGCUGGCACCCAUAGCCACCCCACGGGCCUGGGCUGAGCCGGGAACCACCAGGGAGACAGCACAGCAGAGGAGAAAGCCCCCAUGUUCUGCCUCUGUGGAAGAAAAUAAUGAAGACAAUGUCCUGGAUGAGACAUUUCUGAUGAAGCACCACUGUUUGAAGAACCCUUCUGACCUGUGUGCCGUGAACAUAAGCAGCCAAAAUCUGGUCUCUGCUAAAGAAGAUGAUUUCGAGAAAUUUGAUUGUGUUGCUUUUAUAAAUGCUGCUGAGAACCUGCUGACGUUAGAGCCAUUUCGGAAGUUUCCGGGGCUGCGGGAACUGGAACUUUCCUUGAACGGCCUGAGAAAUCUGAAAAUCACUGCUGGAGACUUCCUGCAUUUAGAAGACCUGGAUCUCUCCUAUAACAACUUAUCCCCGGAGGAUAUUUGGGCGUUGGGGGAUUUGUCCCAGCUGAAGAUCCUUCGCUUGACGGCCAACGGGCUUCGGACCCUGCCUGCGGACCUGGCAGGCUCCUGGCACUCUGCUCAUUUAAGGUUUCCGUCUCUAGAGGUCUUGGUGCUGGAUGACAAUCAGCUGUCAGACCCGAGCGUCUUUGUGAGCCUCUCUAAUCUCUGCAGCCUGAGGGAACUGAAUCUGGACAGAAACAGGAUUUCAGCGGUCCCCUACCUGCACCAAGCAGAGAGCAGGCAGUUCUCCCUCCACCCCGCGCUGGACGACGGCACUUUUAGGGUGGAGUGGUACCAGUCCCUGAGCAGCCUCCGGCAGCAGCCCCAGCACGAGGGCACGGAGGUGCCAGAAGAGCUGGAAGCGAAGAAAGGGCAGCUUGAAUAUUCCGUGUUACAGAACAACGGGGAUCCAGCCGGGAGAGAGGUGCUGUUUGAUUCUGGCUUUCAGGGAUGUCCAGUGCCGGGUGUUUCCAGGGACGGGGGCCCAUCUGCCUCGAAGACUCUGCCUGCUCCCUCCGUGCGCAGAGACAUUUGUGCUCCCUUUCCUGAACUGCAGCGUCUCAGCCUGGCCUUCAACAAGAUUGUGGAUGAGACGGCCCUCUUACCCCUGGCUUUCUUCCCGCGGCUGAAGGAGCUGACGUUUCACAACAACCCCCUCACCGCCACCCGGAGCGGGCAGCCGCCUCUGCUGACCCGGCUCCUCCAGCAGAGGUUGGGGAUUAAGCUUGUUCGCCACAAGAGCCUGGCUGCGGGGCGGAGGCACUUCUCCAUCCCUCUCAAAGCCAGCCGCAAGGUCUCGUCGCAUCUCCCCAAGGUCAAGAAGGAGCCGCUGACGCUGGAAGCUCCUGCUGAAACCUUGUGGAGGCCGCUGCCAGCCGUGGAGGAGGCUACAAGAGGAGCUGGGCCUCCGAGUCCGCCCCGGCUGCUGCCUCCCCUCGGCCCCACGCCUGCGGCGCUGAGCAGGGACGCCGGCAGUGGCAGGCUGGGGGUGCUGGGGCACGGGGAACGCGGCUCCAGGCCUCCCAGCACGGCCCCGGAGGACGUUGAAGCCUUCUUCAUGACUCAGGUGGAGGAUGUGUCCGGGCCCCGGCGGCGACCCGUGGCGGAGGACAGGCUGGAGAAGAGGAGCGAGCAGGGCGAGGAAGGGAGCCCCCGGGCUGUUUCGGAGCGCUACGAGGGCUAUGAGGAGCUGCUCGGUGGGGACACUGACCCGGAUUUUAUCGAGCCAGUUGGGAUACAGAAGAACGUGCAGGCACUCUGCUACAUCCUGAAUCACCCCCUGGUUUACCGCGAUGCCAAGCCACGCCUGGAGAGCUUGCAGAAGCCCUACGUGCCUCGGAAAAAGCACGGGAGGAUGCCCGGCCCUCCCGCCCGCAAGACAAAAGGGGAGGCGCUGGAAGGGAUCCUGAUGGCCAUGAGAAACGCCUCGACCGUCACCAACGUCCCUUUGGCGUCUGCUUUGCAAAAGAGGAAAUCCAGCCCCAGGACGUACCGCGAGGCGCUGAGGCUGAUGGAGGAGCUCCAGGAGGUGUUUGAGAGCGGCGAGGAGCCGGCCCCGGGCAAGGCCAGGCUCUCGGACGAGGUGCCGGUGAUCAAAGCUCUGCUGGCGGAGGCAGCUUCCAAGCAGGGUAGCCCUGAGCAGUUGCAGCUGCGAGGAAAAAAAGUGGCCAAGGAGGUGCCCAAAGGGAAGGCUGCGGCGCAGCCAGUGCUUGAAUAAAGCACCCAGACCUUUGUCCUCUUGGAUAAAUUUGUUAUUUUUUUUAUAAAUUGGUUUGGAGCCGUUUUUCCCCUCUCGAGAUUGGAAAAUCGAGAGCGGGGAAAAGGUUCACCUGAGGCUCUCAGCCAGCAAAUUCCAGCUUAAGAGCACCAAACCAUCUCACCAAAACAUCUGAAAUGCUUUGAUGGUAGCACAUGAAAACUGUUUGCUCGCUGUCACGCUCUGCAGCUCCUGUAAAUAAGGCGUGUGCUCCCCGUCCCUGCACAAACCCGACCUGUACAAGAACUGCCGCGCUCCCUGGGCACUGCAGGGAGGUUUUGGCAGCAAUGAGCAGCGGCACGGUGCCCGCCCUGUCUGUGUCUGCCUGCUCUGAAUGUCACGGUGUCCCUCUUGUCACCAGAGCAAGGCUGGUCCCGGGGCUCUGCUUGCCGGACCUGAAUGUGCCUGAGGAGCUGAGCCCAAAAACAGUCAUUAAAAACCCAAAUCCAGCCCAAGAAGAGCUUCGCCAGUGCAACCAAGGGGUUGGGCAGGUAAUAGGAAUGAGAGAUGUGGAGGAUAAGCAGCACCCACUGCCUGCUUACCUACACGAAGAAUGUGUCAUUACACUCACCUUCACCCUUUUUUUUUCCCCCCAAAUAUUAAUCAACAGCCUCCCUGGGACAGGGCCACCCACAACCCGCUCAGAACAGACCGCGGGAGGACCGUGCUGGUUUCCCCGCGCAGCGACUUGAGCAGAAAGAGGCAGCUCACUGUCAGAACCUGGUUUUAUUCUGUUUUAACCUCUGCCUUUGUCCUGCAGUUUCGAGUCCUCGUUGCUGUUAAAAGGUACGCGCGAUUUGCACACAGCUGGCACAGUUCUGGUUUGUGACGAGCGUUCACAAGCAGGAUUUACUCUGUUCCGAAUAACAGAAGCCACAACAUGACGGACGCCUGCAUGUCAUUUUUACCCACACAUUUACACAUGCAAGUGAACGGUCUCCCAGUAACUUCCAUCGCUUUUAAAACAUUCGGGUGAAGCCACGGGGGUUCAGCUGAGACCCAAAACGACCGCAGUCUUUUACCGCACCGGUGCUCCCGAUGGCGAGCUGAGGAGAACACUAAAGCACAACGAUUUAAAGCGCAGGGGAGAAAAGUGUAGCAACAUCUAGCUUUGUUUUUCAACAGUUUGACAGUAAACACCGAGAAAACCAGGCAGACGCAACCCCCCCUUUGUCAGCAGUUGAAGAUUUCCCUCUUUGCAUAGUGAGUAGCUAAUUCUAGAGCCGUCUGACGCUUUGCCGUGCUUUAAAGGUAAGGGGAAAGAGAAAAGGUUUUACGAGCUUUGC